Messenger RNA from Brassica oleracea var. oleracea, 444 nucleotides. RefSeq lists its product as uncharacterized. Lineage: Eukaryota; Viridiplantae; Streptophyta; Magnoliopsida; Brassicales; Brassicaceae. The record is from RefSeq and is a predicted model, not a curated record. Bases 28 to 315 code for a protein of 95 amino acids. The transcript has a single exon.
UUGAAGAAAUUUUUUUGCUCUAUAUAUAUGUUGACAGGAGAUGCUACUCUUGUCCUAAAUAAAUCUGUAAGCACUUUCAUCAAAACAAGAAUGGUGUGCAGAGCAGAAGAAGCUUUGAAGCAGAGAGAGAACCUAAAGAGGUGUAAACAAGAUCAUGAUCGCCAAAAGAAGAAGGUGCAAUCAAUCACAGAUUGCAAGAAAGAGAAAAGUUGUAGAUUCAAGCGAAGCACUUCUAAUCUCGACCAGGACGGCGCUUCCUCAGCCAUAUUUUUCCUUGCUUGCAUUGCCUGCUCAUCCUUCUCCAAUAAUCUCUAAUUAUUCCCGCUGUAAGAGCAUCCACAGUUAAUUACUUUUCAUACAACGUUUAAUUAAAUCGUAGUCUUCUAUUUGUUAAUUCUGUUGUUACCUUAUCUUGUGUUAUAAUUUUCUUAUUUUUUAUUUUCA